Messenger RNA from Argentina anserina (silverweed cinquefoil), 1314 nucleotides. RefSeq lists its product as uncharacterized. The record is from RefSeq and is a predicted model, not a curated record. The transcript has 7 exons. Bases 1 to 903 code for a protein of 300 amino acids. NCBI's taxonomy places the organism in Eukaryota, Viridiplantae, Streptophyta, Magnoliopsida, Rosales, Rosaceae.
AUGGCUUCCACGUCCAAGUUCUUCCUUCUCAUAGCUCUUUUGGCCAUGACCAUGCCACUGAUCGCCAGUUCUGGUCGUUUGAUGAACUACCCACGAAUUGGCUCGAACCCCCGGAGCCUUGCAAGCAGGUUGAAUGUGGAUGAAGAAUCAACAAACUGUUGGGACUCUUUGCUCCAAAUCCAUGCAUGCAGUGGUGAAGUUAUGUUGUUUUUCUUCAAUGGUGAGGCUUACUUGGGGCAUAGCUGCUGUGAAGCCAUUCGGACGAUUGAGCAUCAGUGUUGGCCUGCCUUGCUUGGCACGCUAGGGUUUACCAGCAAAGGCUUGUAUAUCUGGGGUGAAACUGUGAUAGGCAACGCUUUACCCUCCCCAACUUUUACGUUUACUUUUACUUCAGGUAAACAUCAUAAUGCCAGUGUAAAAUUGACUAGGGACCGCGGGAAGAAAAAAGAUGGAGGAAGACGGAGGAGAACAACCUCACCAACCGCAUCCGGCGAGCUCCGAUCCACCAUCCACGUGUCCAGACACCACACUCGAUCCUACGGACGAGGACGCCUCCGACGACUCACAACCCCAUCUGAAUCAGACCGAGCUCUCCAAGUCGUCGAGAGGGACUCCCUCGCCAUCGCCGGUAGCUUCACCUCCCUCUUCUCCUCCCUCCGCUCCGCCAUCUCCGAGGUUACUGGCAACUCGGUGGAUCACAUGCGCUGCUUUAGCGACGCCGCCGGCGGGCUUCAAGAAUCCGUGCUUGAUGCCGCUACGAAGGGGAAUCGUUACAUGAAUUCAUGUCUCAGAUUAAAUGAAGAAAUGAAGGGCGUUGAUAAUCUAGCUUUGCAGCUAAAAAUCUUGAGAAGAAAUGUCGAUGCUCUGGACUCCAGAGUGAACAGGCUCCUCCGCCUUCCUUGAUUUCCUACUCACUACUGCCUCGAUAAUGCAUCUGGAUCUUCUCUUCCAAAAUAUUUGCCCAGUUGUGAUUGUUUCUUUGAAAUCACUGUCGUCAUUGUCAGGUCAAAUUUGGAUUUUCAUGAAAUAUUUGAGCACUCAUGAACUCGUCUCCAUGUUGGUGCAAGUUGGUAGACAAUCUUGUAGGUGUAGAAUGCUGAGAGCAUAUCAUUUAUGUGGUAAACAGUUAUCUACGUGGAUAUUCUUUGUAUCUGCUUGGAAUCAAACAUGUUAGUUGUUGUCGUUCUCAAGUUGUAGGCUAAAAUCUUUGUUGCUGUACUGUUUGUAACAUUAGAAUGUCAGAAGGGGAAAUACAAUAUGCAACAUCCAUUUUUCCACUUUUGGGUACAUGGGAUUUGAGUGUAGACCAUUCUU